Messenger RNA from Episyrphus balteatus (marmalade hoverfly), 6033 nucleotides. RefSeq names its product syntaxin-binding protein 5 (gene Tomosyn). Lineage: Eukaryota; Metazoa; Arthropoda; Insecta; Diptera; Syrphidae. Gene Ontology annotation, cellular component: plasma membrane; SNARE complex; cytoplasm. Bases 358 to 5307 code for a protein of 1649 amino acids. Gene Ontology annotation, molecular function: GTPase activator activity; syntaxin binding; myosin II binding. The record is from RefSeq and is a predicted model, not a curated record. Gene Ontology annotation, biological process: regulation of exocytosis; regulation of protein secretion. The transcript is spliced from 25 exons.
AAAUAUAAAUGAUAGUAAACUCUUGUCGAACUAAUAAAAACAAAACAAAAAAAUCUAUUAGUGUAUGUGUUGUUAAAUUAAUAUAACAAGAAGAAAAAAUGAACCUUAAUUUAAAAAAAUAUGUUGGUGUUUUAAUUGUCUACUUAAUAAAAAAUUAAUGAAAAGUGUUAGUAAAAAAAUAAAAUUAGUGAAUUCUACCCUUAAAAAAAAGUAUAAAAAUACCCAAAAUAAAAUUGCUUAAAAGUCAAAAAAAAAAAAAAAAAAAUCUCAACAAAAAAUUUCAAUAAUAUUAAAUUAAAAUAAAAAUUACUAUAAUACCUAUACGUGAAAAGUGUUUAAAAAUAUUUUUUACAAACAAUGAAGAAAUUUACUUUCAAAGGAGUUUUGGAUGGAUUCCGCUCAACGGUUCAAGCACCAUCUAAUAAACCGGAACAGGAAAUACAAGAGCAGCUCAGACCUGAUUAUUUUACAGCAAAAAAGACAUUUCGACAUGGGUUUCCACAUUCACCGACGGCCCUAGCAUUUGAUCCAGUACAAAGAUUGUUGGUGAUCGGCGACAAAUCCGGUUCACUAAGAAUACUUGGGCGUCCUGGAGUGGAUACACAUGUACGACAUGAAGGUGAUUCGGCUUGUGCUGUCAUCGGCAUAGAGUUUCUUGUUAACGAGGGUGCUAUAAUAACUGCCACAGCAGACGAUACACUACAUUUAUGGAAUAUACGCCAAAAGAGUCCACAAGUAGUACAAAGUUUAAAAUUUCAAAGAGAAAGGAUAACAUGUAUUCAUUUGCCAGUCGGAAGCAAAUGGCUGUAUGUUGGCACAGAGAAGGGCAACAUUCAUGUUGUACAUAUUGAGACGUUCGCACUAAGUGGAUAUAUUAUUAACUGGAAUAAAGCGAUUGAAGUUAUACGAACAACUCACCCUGGGGCUGUGAUAGGAUUAUCUGAUAAUCCGUUGGAUGCCAAUAAACUCCUAAUUGCUUUCGAAAGUGGACUUAUUGUACAGUGGGACUUGAGAAAUAAAUGUGCUGAAAUCCGAUGGCAAUCUCCCGAACCACUCAGAUCGAUCGCAUGGCACCACGAGGGAAAGCAUUUUGUAUCAUCUCAUACCGACGGUUCAAUAUGUACGUGGCCGUUAAGGCCUUGUCCCAAACCGCAGAUACACUCGUUUCCACACGCAAAAACAAACAAGGAUGGAAAACCCGAGGCUUGCAAACCAAUACAUAAAGUCGAUUUAAAAACAACGCGAUUGGGUGAAACCUAUACGAUAUUUUCGGGCGGAUUGUCAAUGGAGAAGGGUGGUAAAUCGCCCUGCAUUACCGUAAUGCAAGGCAAAUCGACUACAGUUUUAGAAAUGGAGCAUCCUGUUGUAGAUUUUAUUACCCUUUGUGAGAGUCCUUGGUCUAGUGAUAUGCAGGAACCAUAUGCCAUAGCAGUACUGCUGCAACACGAUUUAGUUUUAAUAGAUUUACUUACACCCGGUUUUCCAUGUUUCGAAUCGCCUUAUCCUAUGGACUUACAUGAAUCACCUGUUACAUGUUGCACUUAUUUAGCUGACUGUCCAUCAGACCUAGUUCCGGCUUUUUAUUCCGUUGGUCGAAGUACUGCGAGUCGAAGAACGGGGUUCUCAGAUCGUGAAUGGCCUGUAUCAGGAGGAGAGUGGUCACCGGCCUCUUGCAGUUACUCGGAAAUCGUGAUAACCGGCCAUCAAGAUGGAACUAUUAAGUUUUGGGAUGCCGGAGCAGGUUCACUACAGAUUUUAUACAAAUUGAAAACUGGCAAAAUCUUUGAACGACCGAGAGCACGGUCAAUAGAUAAUGCGGACGAUGAUCCGCUUGGUAUACAAAUUAUAACACUUUGUGCUGAAUCAAGAAGGUUGUGCAUUGCCGGGUCAAGUGGUCACGUGAUACUAUUUAAGUUUAGAAAAUUAGAAAGUACCUCAGAAAUAUUGGUCCUAGAAAUACCAAUAAAAUAUGAAAGUUUCGAUGAUGAUGCUGGUGGAAGUCCUGAAUGUGAAUUUGUUCCUCGCCAAGCCCCGAAGACUGCUGAUGCCGUUGAAAAUGAUAAAAAGACCGAUGGCAUGCUGAGGGUAAGACCAGGAGCGCAAAGAAAACCCCCAGGUUUUCAGGCGCAGCUCAUUUGUUUAACACCUUGGACCCAGGGUAGUCAUCCUGGACAAAUAACAUCACUUUGUUUAAAUUCCAGCUAUGGCCUAAUGGCUUAUGGCAAUGAAUACGGUUUAGCUGUUGUCGAUACCGUUCAAAAAGUCUGUCUCCUUAGUGUUGCUAGUCCCGAUUUAUAUGGAGCGCAGGAUCCAUAUUCUCGGGUGCCAAAGAGUCCAAAACGUGGUGAUAAUAAUAAAGAUGAAUACACGCGUUCACCUAGUAUAGACCAGUUAAACGACGUGUCAAGUAGCCCACAAAAAGUGACCCAGAUGCCGUCCUCCUUACCUCAUGAGACAAUCACCGCUACUUUAGUCACCCAAACAGCACAAUCAUCUCCAUCAGUCGCUAGAGAGCAAUCAACCUCACCCUCCCGUCCAAUAUCGCCCGCUUGCGAAGCACUCGAAACUCCCCAAAGUAGCAGCACUAACAAUAACAGUCCUACCUCAGAGGAUCAACCUGCACUACAAUCCUCCGAAUCAUCACAAGGUCGCCGUAAGUCAAUUCCAUGGAAAGCAUUCAAUUUAAAGCGUCAAUUAUCCAAAGUCAACAUGAAGAUUUCCAAAACCGAUCCAAAUACCCCAUCGGGUUCUAAAAGUUCGUCUGUUUUUUAUUGUGCCCCAACUGAAGGUACGCCUCUGUCACCUGUCGAAAUAUCACCAGAUUCUGUCUCAGAAUCAACCCCAACCGAUACCGAACAAGAUAAAUCCGAUUAUAUGGAACAAAUUGAAAAGGAUAUUGUUUCCAGUUUAAAUGAAACCGAAAAUAAAGAAAUUGCACCCGAGGCAAGCCUUGAAAGCACCUUGGACCGUUUGUGUGGCAGUAAUUCAGAUUUAUCAGAACCAACAAGCCUGUCGGCUUCGCAAUCAAAUUCUACUCAAAAUAUCGCUCAAAGCGUUCCAAAGAUCAAUAUUCAUGAUCGCAUUGUUAUUGUUCGUACCAAUAAGAAGGAACGCACCAUGUCACAGCCACAAGCUGUACCAAUAUCUGGCUCGAAACGUGUUGAUUUUAGUGACGAACCGGCUUUUACAAAAUCUCUAGUAUCAACUAUGGAAGGAGCUCAUGUCUCACGUCCGGUCGAUUUACCUUUGUUCGAUAAUGAUGGCGAUCAACAACAUCCAGUUGCACCACCCCGGUACAAGAAAAAAGACAAACGCGAUCAGCGGCUGCUGUCUGUGCCAAAUAUUAAAUAUCAAGUUCGUGAUUUAAGGGGUGGUAGCUCCAAUAACCGUCGUAUGGUUAUGACGGGUUGUGGAACUGGUGUUGGUGUGGGUUCAAUUAGUGGUAGUAGUGGUGGUAAUAUUGGUGGUAAUAUUAUGGCUAGUGGUGGCAAUGUUAGUAGUGGUGCUUGUAUUGGCGGCAAUGCUAGCGGAAUUGGGCCAAGCACUUCACUAAUUGGACUGCAAAAUACGCCAAAUUUGCCUGCAUCCAUUUCGCCUGGGCUGGCCGCUUGCGGUGUUGGUGGUAGUGGCAGCGGCAGCUCGGGUGGUAGCAAUCAAAAUAUCAAUAUUCAAUGUAAUUUUGGUUCGACUAGUGCAGCUUCCACACAUCAGUCGCAAUUUUUGCUAACACAACAACAACAACAACAAAUUCAUCAACAACAACAACAACAACUACAACAACAACAACCACACCAGUUAUCUCAGCAACAAACACUAGCGCCCGAUUUUGUUCGACGAUCAAGAUCACAAGGUGGGAAAAAAUUGCAAAAAUGUUUAUCCACAGCAUCGUAUGGGGAGGAGUUGUCAAUUAGUCGACCGCAGAUGGCAACCAUGCCACACAAUCUACUUAUGACCCGACAAUAUUGCAGUUUUGAUCGUGCUCAAUUGAUAGAUAAGUUGGAUAGCUCGUUCUCGAGAUCACGAUCAUCGUCAAUGUCAAGCCUUGAGAAUAUCACAUCAGAAUCCAUAACGUGUUUAGCUUUCACGGAUAGUUAUACGAAAAAAAGUGAUCCAUCAGUAUUAUUGCCCACUUUAUGGGUUGGAACAAGUUUAGGUUCCGUUCUGACAGUAUCAAUAACAUUACCUGAAACAGAUACAAGAAAAACACAACCUGUUUUGGUGUCAAUAUUAGGAGGACCGAUUUUUCGGUUGAAGGGGUCAAUUUUAUCAAUGUCAUUUUUGGAUUGUAAUGGUGCACUCAUACCUUAUUCAUUUGAGCCUUGGAGAGAUGAAAAUAGAGAAAAACGGGAGCGAACGCCUACAAAGAACACGAAUCGAAUGAGCCCUACAUUAAGUGGAGCGACAGCCACAUCAACAACCAGUGGUGUUGGUGGCAGUACUAGCGUUAGCACUAGCAGCAGCAUGACAGUUGCAGCAAACCCUCCCAAUGAUAGUUGCUCAGAUAGGCAAUUUAUUGUGAUUGCCAGUGAGAAACAAGCUCGAGUUGUAGCGCUUCCCAGUCAAUAUUGUGUCUAUCGGCAUCAAAUUACAGAAACGGAUUUUGUUGUAAAGGCUGAAAUUGUUAGCAUGCGAGAAAGUGUAUGCCUGGUAACGUACGUGUCAAAUGGCCAUUUAAUGGCAUACAGUCUUCCUAGUCUUAGGCCCUUGUUGGAUGUAGAUUUUCUUCCCCUUAUCGAUCUGAGCUUUCAGACAAAAUGUAAGCAAGGAAUUGUAGAUCCAAUGCUUUCAAUUUGGGGCCAACAACUAAUUGUUCACGAGGAUACUAACCAGAUCUCGAAAGCAUUCUGUUUUAGCAACAAAGGACACGGACUGUAUUUGGCUUCACCCACCGAGCUUCAAAAAUUCUCACUCUGCUCAGAUUUUUGUCAAUUUACAACCGAAAUGAUGGGAGAACUUUUUGUACCCCACGAAAUGCCUGAACAACCAAAGGAAAGCUUCUUCAAGGGGCUCUUUGGCGUUGGAAAUCGAAGCUUGGAUAGAGAGGAACUCUUCGGAGAACAAAGUGGUAAGGCCAACCGCUCAGUUGCGAAACACAUACCCGGUCCAAGUUUGGAUCAAUUGGGACAAAGAACAUCAACAGCAGCAUCUGAAAUUAGUCGAGCCCAUCAAUUAGCAAUGGAACGUGGUGAAAAGCUUAAUAUGCUUGAAGAGCGCGCCGAACGUAUGGCAAAUGAAGCGCAAAAUUUUACUGGUACAGCGCAUCAAUUAAUGCUUAAAUAUAAAGAUAAAAAAUGGUAUCAAUUGUAAAAAUAAUAAUAAUUAUAAUAAUAAAUAUAAACAUCACACAAAUAAUUAGAUUUAAAAGAAAAAAAAGAUAUAAUUAUAAAAAAAAAAAAAAAAACAAAAAAUAAAAACUAAAACAAAAUAUUUAUUUACUACAAAACAAACAAAAUAAUCUCAUCAAAUUUCAAUUGCCUGGAUUUUGACUUUAAAAAAUAAGGCAUAUGCAUAAAAGUUUUUUGUUAUUUAAAAAAAAAAAAAUCAUUUGUAAAAGCUGUUCAAUGUAUUGUUAAGUCUAAUUUACCCUACUUGUUACAUAUAUAUGCGCUUACAAUUCUUAUUUUCAACAACUACAAAAAAAAAAAACUAAAUUUUUAUUCUUUUUAUGUUUAUUUUUGUGCAAUUAAAUGAGCCUUUGAAUACCAUAUUCCUGUAAUAAACAAAUAAUUAAAUUAUAUAAAAAACACGCACAGAAAAUUACUACGCUAUAUUGUUUUUCAUCAGAGGUAUAUAGAUAAUAAAUUAAAAAAACUAAAAACAAAAAAAAUUGUAUUGCCAUAGAUGGCACUGCAAUAAAUGAGUCGAUUCUUUGUAUUAAACGCAAAUUUUAGUACCUUUAGUAUAAAAAAUAUUGACUAAACGAUAAAUUUAAAACCAAGAAUGUAACAAAACAUAACAAUUGUUUAUGGUUGCUUAUCAUUUAAAACUACAUACAUAUACAAUACAUAUACCUACUGUUUUGCUUUUGUUUCU